Messenger RNA from Polypterus senegalus (gray bichir), 749 nucleotides. Its product is annotated as zona pellucida sperm-binding protein 3-like. The annotation marks the transcript as partial. NCBI's taxonomy places the organism in Eukaryota, Metazoa, Chordata, Cladistia, Polypteriformes, Polypteridae. Gene Ontology annotation, biological process: binding of sperm to zona pellucida; egg coat formation; positive regulation of acrosome reaction. The transcript is spliced from 7 exons. Gene Ontology annotation, cellular component: extracellular matrix. The record is from RefSeq and is a predicted model, not a curated record. Gene Ontology annotation, molecular function: acrosin binding.
CCGGACUUGUUGGGCAUCCAAAGCUGGUGCAGCCUUCUGAUCUUUCCAUGGGUGGAUGUGGUGUGACCAGUCCGGCCGGUGCUCAGCCCUUUGUGAUUGAAGCGCCUCUGCAGGGCUGUGGGAGCACCGUGGAGAUGCUGGGAGCUCUCAUAGUGUACACCUUCACCCUGGACUACAAUCCUUCUCCAAUUGAUGGUCUUCCCAUUGUAAGAACAAAUCCAGCUGUGGUGCAGAUUGAAUGCCAAUACAACAGGCUACACAAUGUAAACAGCAAUGCAUUAAACCCCACUUGGGUUCCCUACACCUCCACGAUAUCUGCUGAGGAUAUUCUGGGCUUCUCGCUGGUUAUAAUGAGCAGUGACUGGAGUGGGCCGAGUCCAUCCAACACCUUCUUCCUAGGAGACCUAAUUAACCUUCAAGCAUCUGUGGACAGCACUAACCAUGAGCCUCUCUGUGUCUUUGUGGACAGCUGUGUGGCCACUCCUGGAUCCAAUGCAUCUGCCCCGGCCUACACGUUCAUUGGGAAUAAUGGGUGUUUCUUGGACAGUAAACUGACAGGCUCAAUUUCCCAGUUCAUGUCCCCCAGAGUUGCCCAGUCUGUCAUGCAGUUCCAGCUGGAUGCCUUCAGGUUUUAUGGUCUGACUACUAGUUCAGUCGCUCCUUUGUCUUCUGUAUCUCAGUCCCUGUCUCCUCAGCAAGACCAAGGCUUUGCAGGCUCCCAGUUCCAAGAUACCAUCCUUGGUGCUGUU